ACUAAAGUUAUUAUAUAAUAAGGUUAGGAUUCUUAUGUAUUAUUUGGGCAUUAUAUAACAAGAUAUAGUACACCGCAAUGAGUUGUAAGCUGCCAAUUUAGUUGAUGAGCCACAGCUCAACUGUUCAAGUGUAUGUGAGCUGAUCAUUUUAAUAGAGCUGAUUUACGUAUUGCUAAAUCCCAGUGAUACAUAGAACCGGUUAACGAGCAAACGUCCUUUUGGUUAUUAUUUUGUGCACAUCCUGUUAUAACAUUUAAGAUAACUAAAAAUAUCACAAAAUAUCGAUUUCAGAGAUGUAUAUAGUACUUAUAUAUCUAUUGCUGUUUUUUGACGGUGUUCUUAUGGAAGCAAAAGAGGGCGAUGUCUGCGUUGUAGAACAUACUAAUAUAAUUGGAAAGUGUGCUCCACCAGAUCAGUGCAAUACUGCAAAGGACGACUACUUGCUGAACGGCAUCAGACCUACAUUCUGUCAGCAUUCAUUCAGCUACGUCCUAGUUUGCUGUAGAGAUGGCAGCAGCAUCUUACAGGCGGCCGAAACUGUGGACCUUAGAAACGGCAUAGAUAAUACUGAUGAUAGAAGGGUCAGUGAAAGAAAAUGUGAAGAAUACAGUCGUAUUGUAACACAAAAUGUUGUCUACUCGCCUCUUGUACCAGAUGAGUCGCCAAAGUCUGUGUCAACGCCUAAUUGUUUUCAUUCGUACAUCGAACUGGUGGUAGGAGGUGAGAAGGCGACUGCAGGAGAAUUUCCACAUAUGGCAGCAGUAGGUUGGGUGAACAUAGAUGGUCAGUACAAAUUCAGCUGUGGCGGUUCCCUUAUUAGUACGAAGCAUGUAUUAACUGCGGGACAUUGCUCUAGAGACCCUAAGGCCAAAGAUCCCAAGCCGGCUAUAGUUAGAUUGGGGGAUCUAAAUUUGAACACCUCAGUGCAAGAUGGCGCGAGCCCUAUAGAUGUACCAAUAAAAAUGAUCCAUGUACAUCCUGAAUACAAACCGCCUAUGAAAUAUAAUGAUAUAGCUAUUUUAGAGCUGGCGGCAGAUGUUGAUAUUGACAGUUCUAUUCGACCUGCAUGUUUAUGGCAGAAACCAGACUUUGGACAGAAUUCUAUCGCUUAUGCGACAGGCUGGGGAAUUACUGAUCCACGGCGAUUCCGGAUCACCUUUACAAGUCUCAAGUGUGGAUAAUGGAUGCAUAUUUUAUGUUAUGGGUGUGACAUCUUUUGGUGGGAAAUGUGCUCAGAGUGGUCAACCAGCUGU
Molecule: messenger RNA, 1253 nt
Organism: Papilio machaon (common yellow swallowtail)
Lineage: Eukaryota; Metazoa; Arthropoda; Insecta; Lepidoptera; Papilionidae
Product: serine protease snake-like
Exons: 9
Coding region: 294-1181 (295 amino acids)
Biological process (GO): proteolysis
Molecular function (GO): serine-type endopeptidase activity
Source: RefSeq, a predicted model, not a curated record